Molecule: messenger RNA, 664 nt
Organism: Topomyia yanbarensis
Lineage: Eukaryota; Metazoa; Arthropoda; Insecta; Diptera; Culicidae
Product: large ribosomal subunit protein uL22
Exons: 3
Coding region: 39-599 (186 amino acids)
Biological process (GO): cytoplasmic translation
Cellular component (GO): cytosolic large ribosomal subunit; ribosome
Molecular function (GO): structural constituent of ribosome
Source: RefSeq, a predicted model, not a curated record
AUUUAUUAAAUUUUUCAUAGAAAAAGAUAACUUCCAAGAUGGGUCGUUACGCAAAGGAACCAGAUAAUCCUGCCAAGUCUUGCAAGGCUCGUGGAUCCAAUUUACGGGUGCACUUUAAGAACACACGCGAAACGGCGCUAGCCAUCAAGCGUAUGCCACUGCGUCGUGCACAGAAAUUUCUGAAGAACGUCGUUGAAAAGAAGGAGUGCGUUCCAUUCCGUCGCUUUAAUGGAGGUGUCGGUCGUUGCGCCCAGGCUAAGCACUGGAAUACGUCGGUCGGUCGUUGGCCGAAGAAAUCCGCCGAGUUCCUGCUGCAACUGCUGAAGAACGCCGAGGCGAACGCUGACUACCGGGGGCUGGAUGUGGAUCGGUUGGUCGUUGACCAUAUUCAGGUUAACCGAGCACCGUGUCUACGCCGUCGUACGUACCGUGCCCAUGGUCGCAUCAAUCCGUACAUGUCAUCACCGUGUCACAUCGAACUAUCGCUGACGGAGAAAGAGGAUGUUGUAACCAAGACUGCCGAAGCCGAACCGGCCAAGAAGAAGCUGUCCAAAAAGAAGCUCCAGCGGCAGAAGGAAAAGAUGAUGCGAAACGAGUAGUGUAUUACUUAAGCUGACGGAAGUGUAUAUGGAAAAUCGAGAAUACAAAGUUUGAGGUGGCUCAA